AUGAAUUGCCAAUGUUUUACCGAAGAAAAUCACAUCAUAGUCAAUUGUUCCGGAAAGGGAAUCGAAAGAAUCCCCAACGUUCUCGUCCCGAAUGCGGAGAUUGUCGAUUUGAGUAAUAAUUACAUAAAAGAGUUGUCGGAUGUCGAUAGUGUGACGUGGAGAAACGUCACACAUCUGCGUCUGAGUAAUAAUUUAAUAAGUAUUAUUUGGGAUUGUGUUCUUUUGCCAAACCUCAAAUCUCUGUGGUUGGACGAAAACCGGUUAACCGAAUUGUCUUACGGAUUAAUGAACUUGAUCGACGUUUCUACGGAAUUCCAGAUUUACUUGUCCAGAAAUAAUUGGAAUUGCCAUUGCCAUUCGCUUUUUACUAAGGACUGGUUGCUUAGAAACCGACAGAAAAUUGCAGAUUUCUCCAAUAUUUACUGCAUAAGAAAUUCGUCUUCUGUGUCUUUCACCGAUAUAAUUCAAAUGAAGAAUGCACAGAAAUUGCAGAAAUAA
Centruroides sculpturatus (bark scorpion) is the source of this 498-nucleotide messenger RNA. Its product is annotated as decorin-like. The record is from RefSeq and is a predicted model, not a curated record. The transcript has a single exon. Gene Ontology annotation, molecular function: protein binding. Lineage: Eukaryota; Metazoa; Arthropoda; Arachnida; Scorpiones; Buthidae. The coding region runs from base 1 to 498 and encodes 165 amino acids.